Molecule: messenger RNA, 3168 nt
Organism: Pangasianodon hypophthalmus (striped catfish)
Lineage: Eukaryota; Metazoa; Chordata; Actinopteri; Siluriformes; Pangasiidae
Product: aurora kinase A and ninein-interacting protein
Exons: 3
Coding region: 193-1521 (442 amino acids)
Biological process (GO): spindle organization
Cellular component (GO): spindle pole; centrosome
Source: RefSeq, a predicted model, not a curated record
ACUUGGCAACCCGAAAACCUUCGUACAAAUGCUAGGCGGGAAAACUAUAAUAAACCAGCUGUGUGUAGAAACACAAAGCGGCUAUUUCUUUGAUAAGACCUACUAUUAUUGCUGUUUUUAGACUAAUUAAGCUCGUUUAUUUGCGCAGAAAGUGGGUAACACUGCUAAACUGGUGUGAGGUGAAGAAUAAACAUGAAGAGCAGGAAGAGUAAGGCAUGUAAAGCUCUUCCUUUAGCAUCAGAGGAGGAGUGUGGAGUUUGGCUGGACACUGCUGAAUUAAGAGUGAAGAAACAGACAAAACUGGCACGACCGAUAUCCAAACUGUUGAAUCCACUGGCUCGGUCCGGAGGCUACAGCAUGGCAGUGGCCCUGAAUUUUACCCAAACUAAAAUGGAAAUGCCUGCAACAAAACAGAGCACAAUCUCCUCAUUCUUUCUACCACUGACUAAAAAGGAAAUAGAUGCAGAUGACUGCAGCUCUCCGUGGCCUUCAGGAAUGUCUUCUACUCCCCUUCCUGAAGCACAUGCGGGGACUAAACGAAAACGUGAGAUGAUAUUUGAAUUGCCUUCAGAACUAGACGACGUAAGCGGACAUUCCUCUCUAAUAGAGCCACAGGAAUAUGAUGCAGAUAUUGAGAGAGUGUCAGGCGAAGUCUGUAAUGAUGAUGAUAAAGAGAAGCAGUUUUUACAUUUGAUUUGGGGAUAUCAGUCAGAGGAGUGUGAGCCACCAGGAAAGAGGAAACCUCAUGAGAAUAUUAAAAUUGAAAACGUAACCGAUACACAAAAAGACAGCAGCAAAGCCGUAACGCGUGGCUGUACGACUGCUGACGGGCCUGAAGAAAUCCCUGAAAGUCUGCUUCACAGGGAUCAGACACAGCAAUAUUCUCAUGACAACUUUCAGAUGCACAGGAGCAUUUGUGGAAAGAACAAUGAUGGUUCUUCAGCUUCUCUGUCUACAGAAGAUAUGUAUACUCAGGAACCGUUAAAAGACCAAAGUGUAACAGAGAAGAGUGCUUCAUGUUUAACUCCAAAGUCAGCCCCAAAGAUCCAAAAUACGAUGACACGUCCAGUAAAGUCUUAUAAAGAGCCAGAGCUAUUUGAGAGGAGGAAUCAGUGGUCACCUGUGAAGAGAGAGGAUAAAGAAAACAGCAGACCCACAUCACUGAGACAUAGUACUGCACUUUCACCUUUUAAGCAGCCCAUGUGUUCCAGCCCUGCAAAACGUUCUUCAGAUUUUAACAGGAAAUUUUGUCAGACCCCUAAGACGUCAAUCAGGGAGGCUCAGGAGAAUGAUGAAGACUCAUUCAGCAUGUUGUUCACUCAGGAUUCUGAAGGCUUUCGGGUGAUCGCCCAUCGCAGUAAACAGUCUAGAUGCCCACUGAAGGAUCAAACUAAUUCCCUUGAGGGCAGAGAGUAUUUGAGCAUCCCGUCUGUAACACCUCUGGAAACGGAGAACUCAGAUCCAGAGGCAGAGAUGCUUUUCACGCAGGACUCUCAGGGAAAUAUCGUCAUUAAACAUUAAACACCAAAUGUGGUGUAGGAUAAAGCUUUACUUUUCAGCCAUUUUGAAAAAUGUUUAAAGAAUUUUUAUUAAACAAGUUGUGCACUCUAUGUAUAUUGGUAUACUGUAUAUGUGGUGAUAUGUGGUGGUGAUUGGGCCCCUGAACAACAGUCCUGUAUAAUACCAUUGUAAAUUUAACUUUUCUUUACAGCAAAUGUUUGUCACAGGUAUCACUAGUGAACUAGUUGCAUAUUACAAACAUCCAUUAAAAAUGAAUACUGUAGCAAAGUGCCAUGUUUAACAUUUGGAAAUGUCAUGAGAUUCAAGAUACUUGAAAAACUUAUUAUUCAGUAUGAGGAGGAAAAUUGAAGAAGCAUAUCUGAUCUUUUUAUUUUUUGGUCCAAUUAUAUUAUUUCUGUAUUGUAAUUUUCUGCAUUAAUGUAUGUUGGUUUAUUGUUUAUUCUCUGCUAUUGAUGCGCAACUAAUCUUAUUUGACCACCAGAUGGCACAAAUGGUUUCUAAAAAAAAUGUGGAUAAAUUGAAUUUCAUCCAACUGGAGCGCUUAGUAAGUAAAAGGGAAUGUGAAUGUGCUGUUUGUUUUAUUUCUGCUUAAUCACUUAGAAAUGACUGAGAACAUCCUUAGAUCUCAGUAAAAAGUGAUGAUUAAAGUGAGGAUGAUUUCAUUUAAUCCUCCAACAUGACAUGAGAUCAUUUGUGCAAUUACAAGUCAGAUGUUAGAAGAUGAAUAUAUUCUGUGUUCUAUCCUUAGAUAAACUCUAUUUUUUUAUUUUUUAUUUUUUCUGUUUUUAAGCACUUACUGUCUCGUGACAUUUGUUGUACGCUGGACAUCUGUGGGUUUGUCCGCCUUUUAUCAAAAUUCUUUAGUGGACACAAAAGAAGUGCAGAGAAAACAUUCAGAGAUCUGUUUUAUUUGUAGGACUAGUGUGAAAAUAUACUUUCUUCUUUUCUCUCUGAAAACCAGUGUUGAUCAGACUGUUGAAUAUAACACUGACUAUGUUUCAGAUUAGUUGUUACUUAUAACUAGUAAACUUGUUUUUUUUUUUUCUGACAAAUUUUCUCUUUUUAAAGCUGAGCAGCAAAAGUUCUACAAGUUCAGUACUUCACGCCUAAAAGAAUGCUACAUUCAUACUGGUGACGUCAGUCUACAAAAUGCUUUCCCAUACAUUUUUUAAACAUAUCUCUUGGGGGCAUUUACGUAUUAUAAUUUAUGACAGUCUGCUGAAUACACUGUAUCAGCUUAUUAUGAGGAAAACAUGGGGGUGACAAUAAUCCCUUUAAAAAUAAUGAUCAUCGAGGAUUUCAGAUACAAUACAAGACAAAGAUGGAAUGGCCCUUACUAACAGAGAAAAACAAUCAUUUUUUAAAAUGCUGUGGCUUUCGAUUAUGCACCACUUAAGAUUUCUUCGAAUAGCCAUAUUAGAAACACCGGACUUUCCAAAACUUUCUGUGGGAAUCAAGAGGUAAUAUUAUUAAAGUCACUCUGUGACCUUCAAUAUAAGUUGGAAGCCUGCCAGAGAUCCUGUGUGUGGAUUGUGUACAUCACUUUGGAUGAAAGCAUUGUCGAAGAAAUAAAUGUAAACCCUAGAGAAAUCUUAAAUAUUGUACUUCACACAGCAAAAUAGAGUGGUUACAAUAUGCAGAUGAUAU